ACGGAUAUUAUGCGCUGAUGAGAUAUUUUGUUAGAGAACUUUAAAACCAUCACAGACUUCACUGUGUUCAGAUGUUAACUAAGCUUCGUGAAAGUUGUGAAUGCAAUCUUCAGAGAUGAUCAUCACAGGAUUUGAGUGAAUUGUAUAUUGACAAACGAGAACAAUGACGACUAUAAAUGUCUUUGAGGCUGUGCCUUUUUCUACCGCAUCGACGGAGAAUGUGACUGAUCUCUACCCCACACUGGUGACAAACACUGUCACAGAACCCCAUAUACAACCAAUCUCGCAAACAGAGCAAGUCUUCGAAGCUUUGAUACUAUGUAUGAUCAAUCUUAUCGCCUUCGUGGGGAAUGUUCUUCUUUGGUGUGUGGUUGUCAGGAAUAAAGCAUUGAGAACGACUUCAAAUGCAUUAGUUUUGUGUCUGAGCAGUGCGGAUAUUCUCGUGUCUGUGGUAAACAUGCCGAUGACAAUUAUCGCCAUAAUCAAAGGUGAUAAAUUCUUCACUGAUAGUAUAUGUGUUUUUCUUGGAUUUGCCAACAUGACUUUUUUCAUUGGAUCUGUCAUGUCACUUGCAGCCAUAAGUCUUAAUCGAUAUGUACUUAUCGUGCAUCCUAACAAAUUCAAGACGAUUUACACAGUUCGAAACACCGUAAAAGUCAUUAUACUUGUGUGGUUACUGUCAAUGGCUUUGGCAAGUCCUCCUCUCAUAGGCUGGGCGAAGUACGACUUUCUCUCCGGUCAGUCUUUCUGCUUCUGCGAUUGGAAGGAAAGCAUCAGCUACACGUUCUUUAUGGUGAUCGUCUGCUUCGGCGGUCCAUGCUCCGUCAUGUCAUUCUGCUACUAUAAGAUUUUACGCGAAGUACGCAGAAGUAGAAAACGUAUAGCAGCCGCUAACAACGCGUCCGGCAUUAACAGUGAAAAUAGUUCAAUUAGUACUAUAAGUAAUAAUAACUCGACUUUAAGGCGGGGAAAUGGACACGUAAACGGUGCGUUUAUCAGAGGAGAGUCUUUGGAAACAGAGAAGAAAAGCAGAUUUUCGUCAAUACAUGAAGCACUUACGAGACAACUAUCAAAAAGACUUGCACGUGUCGAGCCAAUUGAUCCACCCACGACCAACCCAUCAGAGACAGUGAAACAAGGGGUGUCUGGGGCUGGUAACUCAUCACCGACUGGUAGCCUGGCUAGCAAGCAAGGCGUGUCUGGUUCCCCGACGCUAAAUGGCUCACCAAAACGUGAUAGUAAAUAUCAACAGGCAGUUGGUACCAACAAGGCACCAAGGAUACGCAUUCAAGAGGCUUGUCUUCGUCGUACCAUCUCGUCCGACUCCCGAGGAGGGAGUAUCAAGUCAUUAAUCGGCGGGGAGAAGCAACAGAAUGAAAACCCAUCUGGGAAAUCCUCGCCCAAACGCGGACCUACAGUUCGUAAGCUUUCAAGCUCAAUGCUUGCUGUACCUGGGCUGAAAUCAGCACUAGGAUCCCGCAAGAGGCGUGCCAAGACCGCCAGCGAAAGGCGACGCAAGCAAGAAGAACUCAAACUCACCAAAUCAUUUUUAGUGGUGAUUCUUGUUUUCAUUAGCUGUUGGUUUCCAUUCUGCAUAACAAUGUUUUGGAGUGUGUUUUCACCACACCCUGUCAUGAGGGCAGUAGACAUGACAUCCUUACUCCUAGGUUUCUUCAACAGUUGUUGUAACCCUGUCAUCUAUGGCGUGAUGAACACAAGAUUCCGCGCCGGAUACAAACAGAUUUUCUUCACCAUCUUCUCGUGUUGUCGAUGUGGAAAGCCUGAUGACAAGACGAGGCCGCAGAGAAGUCUGGGUUCUAUCACUGGAACAAUUGGAGCAGGGUACCAGGAUGAUGCUAGUUUCACCGCAUAGCCCUUUUAUUUUGUUAAAAGAAUGUGUGCAGGGAAUUAGACUGGUGCCUAACACAAUCAAACAUAGCCCAAGUCUACAACAGCGUCUCAAUCAAGCGUCUCUGGCUUACUACGGCUACAUUGGGUGCAGUCACAAUGCCGAAAGACUUGAUCGAUCUAGUCUUAGCCUCUACCGAAGCCGUUAAUGCAGACAUGGCCUGAGAAUAUUAACGGUAAAAAAAGGUCUUCCAAACAAUAUUGUGUAGAGUUUCACCUCAAACCAAACUCUUAAUAAUUAAGUUUCCAAAAGUGCCAAGGUUUAAAAACUCCAUCAAUCAAUGUUCAUUAUAGCGUUACUUUCAAGUAAAGAAGAACAAAUUAGACUCCGUUCUCAUCAGUCGCUAAAUUUCUACGAGACACAGAGAAGGAAACGGCCAACCAUUUUGUCGUCACAUUCUAAAUAAGAUGACCAGGUUGUUAUGAUUAUUUUACACAAUUCUUAAAGUGUUUCAAGGGGCAUGCACAACAUUGGUAAGAAUGUACCAAUUUAAAUGUUUACAGACUCAGAAACAUUUCUGCCAAAAGUGCCACAAAAUAAUUAUCACGAAAUGGGAGUAAAACGAUUAAUUUGAUCCCACGCACUCAAGGUUUAUUUUUAUGGGUCACAAAAACUGCCGGCGCUGGUCGUUGGCAAUUAUUAACAAUGUGCAUUAAAAAACUCUAUGUUGUUUUUUUUUAUUAUAUAAUUAAUUACUAAUUCGAACCAUUGACUUAAAAAAUAUGUAACGAAACACAUUCAUAUUCGGAUAUACUCGGAUAAACAAGCAUCAACGCCAAAGAUAAAUAUAGCAAAAGAGUGUCCUAUAGGAGACUUUGGAACGCUAGGUGGCAGCAGAAUUAUCAUGUAAAUUUCAAUUGUUUACGUAGUUCUGAGCAUGCGCACAUUACGAGAACAAUGGUUAGUCUGCUGCCAUAGUGUCCCGAAUGUGAUAUAAAGUAUACUCUAAUUUUUUUAAGCCAAAGGAACAACUUGUAUAAAGUCUGAAUGAUCCAUUGAAAACACGUCUUGAUCAUGCAUGAAGGAGCUUGUAAACAAGCUAGAUAUUUGCCUGUCACAAACUAUUUAUCAAAAGCCAAAUCUGGCAAAUAUUUCCGAUCAGUAAAACGCUGUUUGUUUUCUUGUAGGAGUGUGUACUCUUAGAUCAAAUAGCAGCUAUGGAAUUACGUACAACCUGAUAUGUAAAUCGCGAUGGUUUCAAUAACUGGUCGCUAGACACUGCAUGUAUUAUGUUACAGUCUCAAAUCAGACUGAGUGCUUGGUUGCAUGUUGUUGCCACUUGACUUGACUAGAUUGAUCUAAACAUUCAGAGUGCAUGGGUUGCAAUGUUAAAGUACGAACAUCGAGUCUGUUUGUGAGCGUGUUUGACAACUUACAACUAGAUCGCCCUUCAUUCCAUUACGUGUGCAAAACCAAUGGAGAAGUCCAUUAUCAUAAAUACAAAGUCUAAAUAAGGGAACACCGAAGAGAAAUCCCAGGAUUUAUAUGAUUAUCCGAUAUGCACAAUUUUCCCUGACUUAUUUUAUAAUUAAGCUGAGUAUAUGCUCUUGUUCGAUUCUUUUCAAAUUGUGUAAAAUGGUAUGGGGUUUUGUGACGUCACAGCCGUGAGUUUUUUCAACCCGCUCGUUGGUAAAACUAUACUGGCGGUCUUUCUUGCAAACAAUACAACCAUUUACCAAUACAAUGCUUUCACAUUACCCAUAUUGGGCCUAUAAAAUAAAGGAAUCAAUAGUAUACUGCCAGAAAUUAAUAAAAACAUACACCGCACACUUUUGUCCCGCCUCGCAUGUUGCCACAUACAUGAAAAACGCCACUAGCUUUAAAACCGGUCUGGUCAAUGGUGCGAGAAUGUCCCUAAGCUUAGUUUGCAGUUUGCAGUCAUUGUCCCAAAUUGGUAAUUGUGUUACGGGCCUACUCAAAAUUAAAUUAUUUUUUCUCAAAGGUGUGUUUUUUAACCUUUCGUUUCAUCUGGUCUUUUUUUUAUUGAGUAAGCUGUCCCUUUCAACCCUUAGCCCCGGUAGCUCAAGCUAUUGGAUUUAAGUAACAAGCAAACACUAUAAUUUAAUUGUUUAUUUACUACUUAUUAUUGUUUAAUCCUCGCUCUGCACACAUGCUUCUGAAUAAUUAUAGAAUCUUUGUCCAUACUGUCUUGUAUGCUUCAUAAACCAAACAGGGUUUUAGAACACGAAUAAAAUCCACCUGGUAUACACAAAACGCCAUCGAUUACCAUGACAGUUUCUUUUAUACAUGCGGAUGUGCUACCGGUGCUAUACCUUUAAAGGCAGUGGACACUAUUGGUAAUUACUCAAAAUAAUU
Molecule: messenger RNA, 4225 nt
Organism: Asterias rubens (European starfish)
Lineage: Eukaryota; Metazoa; Echinodermata; Asteroidea; Forcipulatida; Asteriidae
Product: alpha-2A adrenergic receptor-like
Exons: 2
Coding region: 164-1873 (569 amino acids)
Biological process (GO): G protein-coupled receptor signaling pathway
Cellular component (GO): membrane
Molecular function (GO): G protein-coupled receptor activity
Source: RefSeq, a predicted model, not a curated record